Pollicipes pollicipes is the source of this 1735-nucleotide messenger RNA. Its product is annotated as DNA excision repair protein ERCC-6. The transcript is spliced from 9 exons. Gene Ontology annotation, biological process: transcription-coupled nucleotide-excision repair. The annotation marks the transcript as partial. Gene Ontology annotation, molecular function: ATP-dependent activity, acting on DNA; ATP binding. The record is from RefSeq and is a predicted model, not a curated record. Gene Ontology annotation, cellular component: nucleus. Lineage: Eukaryota; Metazoa; Arthropoda; Thecostraca; Pollicipedomorpha; Pollicipedidae.
GUUUCAGAUGCGCACGCCCCACCGGCUGAUCCUGAGCGGCUCCCCCCUGCAGAACAACCUGCGCGAGCUGUGGUCCCUGUUCGACUUCGUCUUCCCCGGGAAGCUGGGCACGCUGCCCGUGUUCAUGGCUCAGUUCGCUGUCCCCAUCACUCAGGGCGGCUAUACCAACGCCUCGGACACCCAGGUGGUGACGGCGUUCCGGUGCGCCCAAGUGUUGCGGGACACGAUCGCUCCCUACCUACUGCGGCGGCUGAAGGCAGAUGUCCAGCAGACACUGCAGCUGCCAACUAAAAACGAACAGGUGCUGUUUUGUCGUCUGACCGACGCCCAACGGACCAUGUACCAGGAGUACCUGCAGUCGGACAGCCUGCGGCGCAUCCUCCAGGGCAGGCUGAAGGUGUUCGUCGGCCUGAUCGCCAUGCGGAAGAUCUGCAACCACCCGGACCUGCUGUCGGGUGCGCCUGACCCGGAGCAGGAGCUGGAACAGGGGUCGGAGCCAGAGGCCGGUCGGUACGGCUUCUGGCGCCGCUCCGGCAAGAUGGUGGUGCUGUCGGCCCUGCUGCAGAUGUGGCGCCGGCAGCAACACAAGGUGCUGCUCUUCACGCAGAGCAGACAGAUGCUGUGUAUUCUGGAGGCGUUCCUGGUGUCGUGUGACUACCCAUUCCUGAAGAUGGACGGCACGACGACGGUGGGCUCGCGCCAGAAGCUGAUUGGCCGCUUCAACAGCGAGCCCGACCUGUUCGUCUUCCUGCUCACCACCCGCGUCGGCGGCCUGGGCGUCAACCUGACCGGUGCUAACCGAGUGGUGAUCUUUGACCCCGACUGGAACCCGUCGACGGACCAGCAGGCGCGGGAGCGGGCCUGGAGGAUCGGCCAGCAGCGGCACGUCACCAUCUACAGAUUGCUGACGGCGGGCACAAUUGAGGAGAAGAUUUACCAUCGGCAGAUAUUCAAGCAGUUUCUCACUAACCGUGUGCUGAAGGACCCCAAGCAACAGAGGUUUUUCAAGUCCAACGACCUGCAUGACUUGUUCACGCUGACUGAAGACCCGUGCGAUGGGGCGGACGAGGCCCGGAACGGCGCCGAGGGCGCGAGCCGCACCGAGACGGCGGAGAUGUUCGGAGGUAGCCAGGUGAGCGCGGCCGCGCUCCGCCGGCGCCGAGAGCGGCAGCGGCAGGCCCGCCGCGAGCAGCAGGCCCAGCAGCAGCGGCGGGCGCUCAGGCGCAAGCGGCGCCUGCUGGAGAAGGCGCGCCACCUCAGCCGACGGCUGUUCGGAGCGGCGGCGUCAGGCAGCCAGACGGGGCCGGCGGCGCCGAACGGCCAGCACCAGGAGACGGACGGCCAGCACCAGGAGGCGGACGGCCAGCACCGGGAGACGGACGGCCAGCACGAGGAGACGGACGAUCAGCAGCAGGAGACGGACGAUCAGCACCAGGAGACGGACGGUCAGCACCAGGAGGCUGACGGUCAGCACGAGGAGACGAACGGUCAGCAUCAGGAGACGGACGGUCAGCACCAGGAGACGGACGGCCAGAACCAGGAGACGGAUGGCCAGUGCGGCACAGUUCCGGCGCAGUGCGGCCGGAAUGUCACGGCGCUGGUGUCUGAGGCGCGCGGGGCACCUGACGGCCGAGGCGUCGGCGGGCAGGCCGGUCCGCCCCCGGUACCGGCCGGCCCGUCCUCGGUACCGGCCAGUCCGUCUCCGGUACCAGCUGGCCCGCCCUCGGUACCGGCC